Molecule: messenger RNA, 914 nt
Organism: Guillardia theta CCMP2712
Lineage: Eukaryota; Cryptophyceae; Pyrenomonadales; Geminigeraceae
Exons: 7
Coding region: 40-882 (280 amino acids)
Source: RefSeq, a predicted model, not a curated record
AAUGGAAAUGUCUACAUGAACAGCAUUCCCUUGCACAGCAUGUCAGUUGCAAUAUCAGGCUGGAAGGUAGCGCUGGCAAGGCUCCUGGACUCGGUCAGCUUCUCCGUGACCAUGCUUCUCCUCAUCCUCGGAGACCUUGCGGUUGGCCUGAGCUUGAGCCCUGACAUCAACCCCGACCCCUCGCUCAACGACUGCCUGGGUCGCGACUCUCCCAUUGCUGGCAUCAUCACCCUGUUUGUUCUCUCUGCCUUUGUCUUCGAGUUCUUGGGGCAGACCGUCAUCAAAAGAGAGUGGAUGUUCGUUCCCGUCGAGGUGUGGACCUACUUCGACAUCCUCGUCGUCGUCGUCAGCGUUGGAGUUGCUCUGUACAAGUUCCAGUUCGACUACAGCCUGUCAGCCACAGACCCAACCACUGACACCUUCGUUCCCCCCAUCGUCUCCUCGCCCAACGCGACCAUCUGCGAGCAGAGCAUCGGGAAGAAUACGGGAGUGAAGAACACGCAGAAGGCCAUUACAGCGUUCCGAUCGGCUCGUAUGGUCGGCAGGAUAGCAACGGGAAUUCGAAUCGUACGCGCCAUCGUUCGGGGAGCUCAGAUAGCUCGACGUCUCGGAUCGGAGCAAGGCAAAGUGUACAGAGGCCACAAGCAUCUCGUUACGAGUGUGAUCGUUGUACCUCCUUGCGAAAAGAGGGAGCAGGAUACGGCCGAGAAGGACUCGAGGCUGUGGUUUCAGAGGAAGUGGAGACUUUUCUCAGCGUCAGGGGAUCGGACAGUGAUCAUGUGGGACAUCGUCGGAAGAGACAUCGAAGAGAUGCAGCCACCCAAGACGCUGGUGGCAACUGUGAAUGAAGCAGCAGGCGCUGAUGUCGAGCUUGCACUCUAACUUUGAUGCAAUACAAGAAGAGUUAGGAAACG